GGAAAACGUGAACUUUUUCCAACACAGUACUUGGUGAAGGUGUGCUGUUCUACUUUAGGACUCUGACGACUGGUAAGAAACAGACAGCAGACAGCGUAUAUAGAAGACUACAGUAUGUCAGGAACACCCGACUUCGACAAGCAGGACGCCUCAGAGCUCCUUUCCAAGCUCUCCAUUGCUGCCACACGGGCGAAGGAGGAAUCGAAGGAGCCAAAGGAAUCUACAAAGGAAGAGCCAACCGACACCGUCAAAACUGACGGGCCACAGGAGAAAUCUGCAGAAGCACCGAAGGUAGCUGUAGAAAAGAAAGACCAAGAACCUGCAGACAACCUUAUCAAAUCGACGUACGAAGUCAAGGUCAAGCUUGCAGACUUGCAGGCAGACCCAAACUCCCCACUCUUUAGCGCCAAGUCCUUCGAGGAAUUGGGACUCAAGCCAGAGCUUCUCAAGGGCCUAUAUGCCAUGAAGUUCUCCAAGCCUUCGAAGAUCCAAGAAAAGGCCCUUCCGCUUUUACUAUCCAAUCCUCCAAAGAACAUGAUUGGACAGAGUCAGAGUGGUACUGGUAAGACUGCUGCAUUUGCACUUACGAUGCUUUCAAGAGUCGAUGAGAGCAACCCUGCGGUCCAAGCAAUUUGUCUAUCUCCUGCAAGAGAAUUGGCAAGACAAACUUUAGACGUUGUCCAGGAAAUGGGCAAAUUCACCAAAACGAAGAUUCAGCUAUUAGUUCCAGGAGCGCUGGAGAGAGAUGCUCCAAUAAACGGACAAAUCGUGGUGGCAACUCCUGGUUUUUUGCUCGACAUGAUUAGAAGAAAGAGAUUUUCUACAUCAAAUGUCAAAGUUUUUGUGUUGGACGAAGCAGAUAACAUGCUUGACCAACAAGGGUUGGGUGAUCAAUGUAGCAGGAUUAAGAAAUUCUUGCCAAAGAAUGAAGGACAGUGCCAGAUGGUUCUUUUCAGUGCCACGUUCCCUGAUGAAGUCAGAAGCUAUGCGGAGAAGUUUGUUCCCAACGCCAACUCUCUUGAAUUGAAGCACGAAGAAUUGAACGUCGAUGCCAUCACACAACUUUACAUCGAUUGUAGUAACGACGAAGAAAAGUUCAAAUACUUAUGUGAGUUCUACGGGUUGAUGACAAUUGCAUCCUCGAUCAUAUUUGUCGCAAAGAAGGAGACUGCCGACAAGCUUUAUUUCAAUAUGAAGAAGGAAGGUCACACGGUUUCUGUAUUGCACGGUUCAUUACAAACCCAAGAAAGAGAUAGGUUGAUUGACGACUUCAGAAACGGACGUUCCAAAGUUUUGAUCACAACCAAUGUUCUUGCCAGAGGUAUAGAUAUUCCGUCUGUGACCAUGGUGGUCAACUACGAUAUGCCAUUCGACAAGAACCAACGUCCUGAUCCUUCCACAUACUUACACAGAAUCGGUAGAACGGGUCGUUUUGGCCGUAAAGGUGUUUCCAUUUCUUUCAUCAGUGACAAGAAAUCUUACGAAUGCCUUCAAUACAUCUCUGAAUACUUCGGUGGUAUUGACAUGAUAAAAUUACCUGCCGAUGACUGGGACGAAAUCGAGGAGAUUGUCAAGAAGGCAUUCAAAUAGUUUCAUGUGGUACACUAACUUAGCUUUGUUUAAUUAAUUUAAUUUGAUUCAAUUCAAGUAAAAUCAGGAAAGCGCA
Messenger RNA from Pichia membranifaciens NRRL Y-2026, 1666 nucleotides. RefSeq lists its product as hypothetical. The transcript has a single exon. Bases 115 to 1590 code for a protein of 491 amino acids. Gene Ontology annotation, biological process: poly(A)+ mRNA export from nucleus. Gene Ontology annotation, molecular function: ATP binding; RNA helicase activity; RNA binding. The record is from RefSeq and is a predicted model, not a curated record. NCBI's taxonomy places the organism in Eukaryota, Fungi, Ascomycota, Pichiomycetes, Pichiales, Pichiaceae. Gene Ontology annotation, cellular component: nucleus; cytoplasmic stress granule.